AUGACGCUGAGGGCAGGAGAUCCUGUCGGGAGCAGAUUAGCCGCACACGCUGCCGCUUUUAUCAGCGCCGAAGGUCAUGAUAUCCAUAUUGCAAUGGCGGGGACGUCGAGGUAUGACGAUGAUGAGCGCCAAUUUGUGCCGCCGAACUUUCACAAGUCGCUUGAAGAGCUUCUAAAACGCUACCUGCCCGAGAACUUGGGCUUGCAGUUCCGGGAAGAUGCAAAGAAACUUGAGGAGCUAGCCGACAAGGUCGCAAAUACUGAGGCUCGAUACACGGACCGCCAAAAGACGUUCUGGCAUUCUCUAUGGUACCAUGUAGGCGAUACCAAAGAGACUCUGGAUGCAUGGGUUGCCCUCAUUCCCAAUGAGUAUGGGUUGGCAGUCGUCAAGACUGGGCUGGCAGUGGUUUUCAAGCUGGCCGAAAAAUCUGCAGAGAGGCGACAAAAGAUCGAGAGAACGUUCGUGGCCAUCCGCGAAGCACUUACUCGAGCCGAUCCGGCAAAGAGGAGCUUUCGGAGUAACGAGGAGAUCUGCGUUUCUGCGGACCAUUUGAACCGGUCUAUCGUGGAGUGCAUCGAGGAUAUGAUCUUACUGACCUCUAAAGAAAAGACCUCGUGGAGACAGAAACUGGCCACUGCUCCCAAGUUCAGGCAUCGAACGCCACCGCCGGAUCCUGACGUGAUUCUGGGCAAGCUGGAAGAGGCUCGGGAGGAAUUCGAGCGCGUGGUCGAUCUGGUACGAGACAAUGUUAUUGAAGGUACAGGACUUCUGACUCAGUCGAUGGCAAUGAGACUGCCCGGCAUGCAUCGCAAUAUUCUGGAGACAAAUGAGAGCCUCAGGGUGUUCGAUGAGAAGCAGGAUGAGCGGGAUAAGGAUUACAAAAGGGGCUAUGAGGCUCUCUACAGACAGCGUACCGAGAUUGAAAGGCUGCGGCGAGAGAUUCGCUACACCCGCAAGUCCAAACUGCUCAUCAAGGGUGAUCAGCUCCUCUACAUUCUCACAGGGCUGCCGAUUUCCGACAAUUGCGAGCUAGCAGACCUAAGACAAAUGCUCCAACGACCGAACGAUGACCUGCAAAAAUGCCUUUCGUACAAGGGCAAGCUGAAUACAGAGACUCAGGGGCAGGUGCAAGAGUCAGUGUUGAGAAGCAACCGAGUUCUGGGAUGGCUAAACCGCCCAGAAUCCGAUCUUAUUCUCGUCGAUGCAAAUAUCGACGACCCCGGCAUGCCCAAGACAACCCCUUUGUCUGUACUCUGUGCCACCUUGGUUACCAGCAUGGUCACUGCACAUCCGGAGGAUGUCGUUGUUUUCCAUUUCUGUGGCCAGCACUUCUUACCUAAGGACGCAUGGUACGGUCCAAAUGGACUGGUUCGCUUUCUCGCAAUGCAGUUGCUGGUGAGGCUGUUGGAGAUGAAGCGCUGUGACCUCGAUUUUAUCGACGAUUGGGACUCCGUUGAAGGGCUCGAAAACCACGACUUAUCGUAUCUAUGCGAUUUGCUGUACCAUCUUAUAGCACAGUUUUCCACACAGACUACCGUCUACUGUGUCAUCGAUACUAUCUCUCUCUUUGACAACCCGAGGACGCUGCCAGAUUUGAAGGUCGUAAUGGACUGCUUCCACGGCAUCGUUCGGGACACCUCACUGAGCCCAGCAGUGAAGAUUCUACUUACAAAUCCGAUGCACAGCAAGAGAACGAUGAAGCAAUUGCCAAUUUUCCAAGAUGACCCCAGCCGCCUCGUCAAUUUAAUACCCGCUACUCUUACAUCAGCAGCGCCAAUAUCGGAUCGAGUAGUUGGACGGGCAAUUUCACGACAGUCUCCAACCUCCAGGCCCCGGAUUCGGGGCAGAUAUGGAGCCGACUUGGGCAGAACCUGGUGA
Aspergillus fischeri NRRL 181 is the source of this 1878-nucleotide messenger RNA. RefSeq lists its product as uncharacterized. Bases 1 to 1878 code for a protein of 625 amino acids. The record is from RefSeq and is a predicted model, not a curated record. The transcript is spliced from 4 exons. Lineage: Eukaryota; Fungi; Ascomycota; Eurotiomycetes; Eurotiales; Aspergillaceae.